Messenger RNA from Xyrauchen texanus (razorback sucker), 4866 nucleotides. It is a transcript of the gene brd2b, whose product is annotated as bromodomain containing 2b. Gene Ontology annotation, cellular component: nucleus; chromatin. Gene Ontology annotation, biological process: chromatin remodeling; regulation of DNA-templated transcription. Bases 100 to 2556 code for a protein of 818 amino acids. The transcript is spliced from 12 exons. The record is from RefSeq and is a predicted model, not a curated record. NCBI's taxonomy places the organism in Eukaryota, Metazoa, Chordata, Actinopteri, Cypriniformes, Catostomidae.
UUUGCUCGUUGGACGGCGCGGGGUAGCUCGAGCAGAGCGAGAUAAAACGGAGGCGAAGCCGCAGGAUCCCGUACCGUAAAACAAUCGCGAUCCAUCCUUAUGGAGGCAGCCGUCAACCCGUCUUUUGACAGCUCUGUGGGAGUGGGGCUGUCUGUCAUAAGUGGGAUGGAACAGAGUUCCGGCAAGCGUAUUCGGAAACCCUCGCUGCUGUACGAGGGCUUUGAGAGUCUGUCUCUACCCCAUGCGCCUCUGCCCGGCCCUCCUCGAUCCCAACUGCCCCAGGUGAAGGAUCCCAGUCGACAGGGACGAGCAACCAACCAACUGCAGUUCCUUUACAAGGUGUUGGUAAAGGCAUUGUGGCGGCAUCAUUUCGCGUGGCCUUUUCAUGAACCGGUGGAUGCGACCCAACUCAAGUUACCUGACUACCAUAAGAUCAUAAAACAGCCAAUGGAUAUGGGUACCAUCAAGAUACGACUGGAGAAUGACUAUUACCGCAGUGCUAGCGAAUGCUUGCAGGACUUCAACACAAUGUUCACCAACUGUUACAUCUACAAUAAGCCUACAGAUGAUAUAGUGCUAAUGGCACAAUCUCUAGAGAAGGUCUUCUUACAGAAAGUCGCCCAAAUGCCCCAGGAUGAGAUUGAGUUGGCCCCUCCGGCUCCGAGGGGCAGAGGAGCCAAGACUGUCAAAGGACGCGGAGGGAGAGGUGGAGGAUGUGUUACCAGCGCUCACCAGGUGCCUGCAGUAUCUCAGUCGGCUUAUUCUCCUUCAUCUCCUGAUAUACCAGAUUCUCGGUUUUUCACCUCUCCACAGACCCUGCUGAGCAACACUGCCCCACCUCCAUCACUGAUGAGCACACUUCCCACUCAGCCCACCGCAAAGAAGAAGGGCGUGAAGCGUAAAGCCGACACCACCACACCCACUACACUUGGCUUCCCUGUUCCCGGCCAUAUGGGAGGAAUGGGCAAAGGUCACGGAUCGGGCGGAGAGAUGCCUUUCUCACUCUCCUCCAUGCCUGGUGACUGCGCUCCCAGCAUUGGUGUGGUCAGGGGCGUGAAUGAGCCCACCCACCUGCAGCCCAUCUUAGGGCGACCGCUGUCUCGACGGCCAAUCAAACCUCCGUGUAAGGACCUGCCCGAUUCUGUGCGACCCCAUCAGCCCUCACGAAGGGGGAAACUGAGCAAGCAGUUGCGCUACUGUAGUGGCGUCAUUAAAGAGCUGCUGUCCAAAAAACAUGCAGGAUACGCAUGGCCAUUUUAUAAACCUGUGGAUGCAUCAACGCUGGGUCUCCAUGACUAUCACGACAUCAUCAAACACCCCAUGGACCUCAGCACUAUCAAGAGGAAGAUGGAUGAGCGCGAGUACAGAGACGCUCAGCAGUUUAGCGCUGAGGUCAGACUCAUGUUCUCCAACUGCUACAAGUACAACCCACCCGAUCAUGAUGUUGUCACCAUGGCACGAAAACUACAGGACGUGUUUGAGUUCCGCUUCGCAAAGAUGCCCGAUGAGGUUUCGGAGGAGGAGGAAUUGUCUCCCAUGCCACUAGGGCGAAACAUGGGUAUGCUGGGCAUGCACCACUCCUCUUCCUCCUCAUCCUCUUCUUCAUCCUCCUCUUCCUCCUCAUCAGAGAGCGAACAGAGCAGUGACAGUGAGGACAGCAGCCCGAGUUCUGACAGCGAGGAAGAGCGAGCGCAACGCCUGGCCCAACUGCAGGACCAGGUGUGUACUCAGCUGAGAGCGGUGCAUGAGCAGCUGGCUGCUCUCUCCUCCGGCCCCAUCAUCAAACCCAAGAGGAAACGAGAGAAAAAGAAGGACAAGAAGAAGAAAAAGAAGCCGGAGAAGCGCAAAGGAAGCACAGGUUUGAUGAGUGAUGAAUGCGAGAAACCCACCAACAUUUCUAAGAGCAAAUCGAGCCGACUGUCACUCUCAUCCGCACAAAGCAAGAAAGGGCCUGCUAAGAAAAGCAACAAGCACAAGAACACAAGGAAAUCAUCCUCGUCAUCUCAUUUUGCGGCAAAUGCUGUCUCCAUCCCUCACUACGACUCCGAGGAGGAAGAGGACUGUCUUCCCAUGAGUUACGAUGACAAACGUCAGCUCAGUCUGGAUAUCAACAAGCUACCCGGGGAGAAACUAGGCCGUGUGGUACACAUUAUUCAGUCACGUGAGCCCUCCCUGCGUGACACCAAUCCAGAGGAGAUCGAAAUCGACUUUGAGAUGCUCAAGCCGUCUACGCUGCGUGAACUAGAACGAUAUGUAAUGACCUGUCUCCGCAAGAAGCCCUGCAAACCUUAUGUAAUAAAGAAAGAAGGAGGUGGGAAGAGCCAAGAGGAGCUGGCUCUGGAGAAGAAGAGAGAGCUGGAGAGAAGACUACAGGAUGUGAGCGGACAGCUAAACUCUGGGAAGAAACCACAGAAACCUAAAGUGGAAAAACCCAGCGUCAUGGAACCUCACACCAAGCCAUCUCGUCUCAGCGCCAACAGCUCCAGUUCAGACUCUUCCUCAUCGUCUUCUUCUUCCUCCUCUUCAUCAGACACCAGUGACUCUGACUCAAGGUGAAGAGAUCUUCCUCUAGAGAGAGAGAGAGAGACAUGCUGGAUGGCAAAAGAAGUGGGCUCUCCCAUCACACACAAUUCUGGGAGCUGUAGCCCACCGUACACGAGGACACAUUUGUGCCUCCUAAUCCCUUGCUUGCUGUUUAUUUCUGUGUAUAAAAAAUAUAUAGAUAUAUAUAUAGAUAUAUAUAUAUAGAUAUAUAGAUAUAUAUAUAUAUAUAUAUAGAUAUUGUGUAGGAUGAUUUUUGUUUCUUUUAUAAAGAAGAAUUUUACCAAAAUGCCCAUAAUGGGAAACUCCAAUGGGAGUAUACUAAAACCAAACCUACUUUUCUAAGUUGACGAAAUAGCUUGUUGUUUUGUUUUUGCUUCCUUUUCUCUCCUAACAACAAUUGUGGCUUACCUCUGCGUCAUUUUUAAAACUGACCCCAGUGUUUAUAUCUCAUUUUGUGCAACCAAAACUUACAUGAAGGUACACACCUCAUACAAAUCAGACUGCAUGAUUUAAAGCCAAACCGAAAAUAUUAAUUUCAGAGUUUUUAGUUUUGAGCUACAAUGCACUGUAUGGUUUCAGAAUUGGUUUUGGGAACAUUAAGUGUACCGCAUAGUUUAUUGCGAGUUUCAACUUGAUAUUGCCUUGAAAGAGUUCUUUUAAUUAUAUUAUAUUUCUUUAUGAAAAUAUGAAAAUCAUAUAAUCACAGUCCAAAUAUAAAUCAAGUCGUAUUAGGUGUUUGUGAAAUGUUAGUGACAAGACAUUUAUCUCUUAUAAAGUGAAGCAUUGGAAAAUAACAGCCAUAAUGGCUCGUUGGCUUUCUGAAGAUGGACUGUAUUUGUCGAGCACUAGAGAAACACGACUAGAUUCAGUUAUGUUCUACAUUAGGUAUAUGAAAAGGUAUUAAGUUGAAUGUUAACUUAAGACUAAUGGGUUUUAGGACAACUGUAGAGGCAUCGCAUUUAAGCAAUAGAGUGAAUAUUUAUUAAACAAUGCUACAUGUUUCCUGUAUGUCGUUUCCAUAAUGAUGCUUCUGCUUCUCUCGUCUUAUAUUUAUUUGCAUUUCUUUUCUAAAAUAUUAUUUUUGAAUGUAUGACAAGUGGCAGAUUUUCUGUGAUAUAUUCCAUAUCUGUGGUAUAAUUAAGAGUUUAUGCACCUUGGAUUACACAUGGGUUUUUAUUUGGUUGAAAAUACAACUACAGGUCAAAGGUGUGAAAUUGUCUUUUUUCUUAGUACUGCUCUGCAACUACGUAGAACAAGAAAUACUAGAUCUGCUACUGUUGGUGUUUACCCCAUAUGUAAGUGCUGCAAAAAUACUGCUUUGGAUUGAAUACAGUGAAACAAGGUUUGAGGGACUGGAUCUUUGUUGGUUCAGUGAGGGAAUUUUGACAUGAGGAUUUUCAGCCCUGAAAAUAUUUUUUCAUGACACCAAGUCAUGAAAUUGAAUUGGUCGAAUAGUGUGGGAAGCCGUUGAGUUUUUGUGUGAAUUAAAUGUGCGUAUGGAUAUGCUUAUGGGUAUUCACAAAGUGUUUUGUUAGAUUAUUUUCCAGUCCAUUUCAGGUGUUGGUCACUCCAGCACAUUCAGACAGUCAUUUCUAAUUAGCCUAAAAUACAAGAGAUCCCAUUGUUCAAUAACAAUGGCUUUUGUGGAAUUUAAAAAAUGACUUACAAUCGUAUCUUAAGAGAACUGAAACCUGAUUGGCUGGUGGAAUUUAGCACUGUAGUUUCAUUCAGGUGUGAGGAACCUUUAAUAGCACAAUGAUAGAUGAGGAAGUAAAUAAACCAGUACAUGUCCUGCUGACUCGUGACAUUCAGCCGCUGGCCUUGAAAUGCUCUGGAGGUUAUUUCUAUUUUGCACUCUUGCUGUUAAUUGGAGAUUUUAUUAGAGAUCAAGGUAACACUUUUCUCUUUUUAAAAACUGCUGUUUAAAUGGACGGAUCUGCAUAUUUGAGUUUUGUAGAGUUUGUUCCUGUUGAUUGUAAUCAUGUACAUCUAUGUGACAGUGUCAGAAAUUCACUUUUUGUUGGAAGGGCAAUAUUUGCCCCCUGGCUAUAAAUUUCAGGGGCAUUUUUGCUGUUUAUAAGUGCAUGUUUUUACAAACUUUUUACUAAAAUUACUUCAACUUAUUCACAUAAAGUCUCAUUCUUAAUGAUUGAUUUGGAAUAUUACAUCUUACCCAUAAAGUAACUCGUCUUAUACAAUUAUAUAAAUAACUGGGCCUAGAAUAGAAUUAAGAACUAUUGAAAUUAAUAUUUAUAAAAACAAUAAUGAUGUAUUACAAAAAAUGGGAUGUGUUGCAACUCAGUGUAAUAAAGCUUAAUGUAA